Penicillium chermesinum is the source of this 1359-nucleotide messenger RNA. RefSeq names its product putative Gamma-butyrobetaine hydroxylase subfamily. The record is from RefSeq and is a predicted model, not a curated record. Gene Ontology annotation, biological process: carnitine biosynthetic process. Bases 1 to 1359 code for a protein of 452 amino acids. Gene Ontology annotation, molecular function: oxidoreductase activity. Lineage: Eukaryota; Fungi; Ascomycota; Eurotiomycetes; Eurotiales; Aspergillaceae. Gene Ontology annotation, cellular component: mitochondrion. The transcript has 2 exons.
AUGCGUCCAUUUUCUGCUGUGCUCCGCAACUCCUUGCGGGGCCAGAGUGGCCAGCUGAGGAUCCCUCUAGCCCCUGGUCGAGUUGCAAUCCCUCGAUAUAAUACAGUGAGGUUGCUCUCUACAUCCGCAGAGCCGGAACCAGCAGGCCGUGAAAGCACGUCCACCACGCAACUUGGAGAUCACCAAGGCGGAAUAGCUCCCAAUUCACUGCCUGCCGGAUCCCGUACUACGAGUCACGGGAUUGAAGUUGAUUUCCAUGGAAACAACGGCUUUCUCACGGUUCAUCCUAACGCGCUACACUUGAAAUUCCGUCAUGGCGAACGACCGCUAUCCUAUUUCUUUCUCCGAGAUCUCUGCCAAUGCCGUGUUUGCAAAGACCCCCAUUCGAAACAACGGAAUUUCCGGACAAGCGAUAUCCCGCUGGAUAUCAAGCCGCAGAAAGUUGAAUUCAACGGCAAGAUCGUCCGACUUAAGUGGGCUGACGAUCAUGUCUCGGAAUGGGGCCUUUCCUAUUUGAUCAGGCAUAUGCCAAAAUCGAAUCCGCCCAUUCGAUAUAAGCCCUACACGUGGAACGCAGAGCGUAUGAAAGAAAUACAGCAUUGGGUUUCCUUCGACGACUACAUCUCGGAUGACAAAAAAUUCGCCACUGCGAUGAAGAAUCUGCAUUUUCUGGGCCUUAUAUUCGUCAAGGAUAUUCCGGACUCCCGUGAGAUGGUUGAGAAAAUCGCAACCCGCAUGGGACCAGUGCGGGACAGCUUUUAUGGCAAGACAUGGGACGUACGGACCGUGCCAGAAGCAAAGAAUGUGGCCUACACCAGCCAGUUCCUUGGGUUUCACAUGGAUCUCAUGUACAUGAACGAGCCACCUGGCUACCAGCUAUUGCAUUGCCUCGAGAAUUCGUGUGAUGGCGGCGAAUCCUUGUUCACAGACACUUUCUUUGCGGCCCGGCGGUUCAAAGACACCCCGGAGCUCUAUCAGGCUUUAUUGGAUCUUAAGCUGAGUUACGAGUAUGAUCAUGACAAUCACAAGUACUACCAAACUCGGCCAGGCCCUCUCCCGACGAACCCUGGUAAAAAAUGGGGCCUGCGGAUGAAGGCUCUCAAACAGUUCGAGGAAUUCAUGGCGGAGGAAACGGCGAUGUUUGAGCUGAAGCUGAACCCGGGCGAAUGCGUGAUUUUCAAUAAUCGACGCAUUGCCCAUGCCCGCCGUCAAUUCAAUACUGCGACGGGCUCACGAUGGCUGGCGGGGGCUUAUGUUGACACAGAUGCUGUGCGCUCGUGCAUUGCUGUCAGUCAGGCUCACCAUGGAGAUGUUUGGAAAUCUCGCGGUGGGGAAAACAAGGAGGGGGGGAAAGACUGA